AUGAACGACUCAAACCAUAGACCCACAGUUGAUAGACAGGCAGGGAGAACAGACAGAGCUGGAAACUCGGAAUAUGAGAUUGUAUCUCCCUAUGAGGUCAACCACCAAGGCGUUUACAUCUCUCACGAAGUUGCCCACCACCAGCGCAGAAGGCGACGCAGAUCCCUGGACCCAGAUGCAGGCUCAUCAAACACUGACAGCGGCAGCGAAACUGUCCACUUCCGACUGAGCGGCUUGGGGCAGGACUUCCACAUGGAGCUGAGGGAGGCCUCUGAGAGCCUGAUUGCACCUGGCUUCACCAUCCAGGUCCUGGGAAAGAACGGCACCAAGACCCUGAGGGCCUACCACCAGGACGACCUCUGCUUUUACCAGGGGUCGCUGAAGUCAAGGGUCAACUCCUCUGUGGCACUGUCCACAUGCACAGGGAUGUCAGGUUUGAUCAGAACACAGGAUGCACACUACUUUCUGAGACCCGUGUCCCGCAGCCUCGCUCAGAAAGAGAACUUCACGGCACCCUCCAGUCACCAGCCACACAUCCUCUACAAGAGCGAGAGAGACUCCCCGACAGAGCAGAGAGGUCACAAGCCUCGGGGGCUUCAGAAGAGAUCCACAGAUUCAACUAUUCGCAAAUCACACAGAGACCUUGUCACCAAGAGAUCCACAGAAUCACAGACAGACCCGACCUAUAACACAGCUAACGAAGAUCAACACAUGGGCCUGCAGAAACAGCUAAGUGACAAAGAUAACAGCAACAGUCGUGGCAGUGGCCAUCACCGCAUCAGCCAUCGCCAUGAUAGUGACUACAGACAUAGGGAGAAACAGAGGCAACACUUCUGCGGGAGACGGAAGAAAUACAUGCCCAAACCUCCAGAAGGGGAUGUCUUUAUCCUUCCAGAUGAGUACAGGUUCAUCCCCAGAUACAAAAGAGCAGUGCUAAUGAAGAACCAGGCCAAUCAGAAGCUCAACGUGGAGAUGCUGGUGGUGGUGGACAGGAAGAUGAUGGACAACCACGGCCACGAGAACAUUACCACAUAUGUUCUUACCGUGCUUAAUAUGGUCUCCAGUCUCUUCAAAGACGGCACAAUAGGAGGGAACAUCAACAUAGUGAUAGUUGGCCUGGUGCUUCUGGAUGAAGAGCAGGAUGGCUUGGUGAUCAACCACCAUGCAGACCACACACUGAACAGCUUCUGCCACUGGCAGUCCACUCUGGGAGGCAGAGAGGGCCGACACCACGACCACGCCAUCCUCCUGACAGGACUUGACAUCUGCUCUUGGAAGAAUGAACCCUGUGACACACUUGGUUUUGCACCAAUUAGUGGGAUGUGCAGCAAGUACCGGAGCUGUACCAUUAAUGAGGAUACAGGCCUGGGUCUGGCAUUCACCAUCGCCCAUGAAUCUGGACACAACUUUGGUAUGGUCCAUGAUGGUGAAGGAAAUGUCUGUAAGAAGUCAGAGGGCAACAUCAUGUCUCCCACAUUAGCUGGUCACAAUGGUAUCUUCUCCUGGUCUGCCUGCAGCCGCCAGUACCUCAGCCGCUUCCUCAAUUCUGCCCAGGCUAUGUGCUUAUCAGAUGAACCCCGGGCAGUCAAGGAGUAUCGGUACCCUGAGAAGCUGCCUGGCGAGCUGUACGAUGCAGACACACAGUGUAAAUGGCAAUUUGGGGAGAAGGCCAAACUCUGCACCCUUGACUUCAAGAAGGAUAUCUGCAAGGCCCUGUGGUGCCACCGUGUUGGGAGGAAGUGUGAGACCAAGUUCAUGCCAGCCGCUGAAGGCUCUGCCUGCGGCCCUGAUAUGUGGUGUCGUAGGGGCCAGUGUGUGAAACAGGGUGACGAGGGCCCGAGGCCCCAGCAUGGCCAAUGGUCAGAGUGGUCGUCCUGGUCUGCCUGCUCACGAAGCUGUGAGAGCGGAGUCACCUAUCGAGAGAGGCAGUGCAACAAACCCAGACCUGCAUAUGGAGGCAAGUUCUGUGAGGGCUCCUCCAGGUCGUACAAACUUUGUAACACUGAGGAUUGUCCCGCCGACACCAUUGACUAUAGAGUGCAGCAGUGUGCAGAGUUCAACAGCAAACAGUUCAGAGGGUGGUACUACACCUGGAGGCCAUACACUAGAGUGGAUGAUCAAGAUGUAUGUAAGCUGUACUGCUUUGCUGAAGGCUACGAUUUCUUCUUUGCCCUGGCCAGCAAAGUUAAGGACGGGACACUCUGCUCACAGGACAGUUCUAAUGUCUGUAUUGACGGAUUGUGUGAGAGAGUGGGCUGCGACCGUGUUUUGGGCUCCACAGCUGUGCCUGAUGCUUGCGGAGUGUGUAAAGGAGACAACUCCACCUGCAAGAUCUACAAAGGACAAUACACGAAGCAGCAUUAUACUAACCAGUACUAUGGGGUGGUAACCAUCCCAGCGGGGGCUCGGAGUAUCCGUGUGAUGGAACUGAAUACAUCCAGCUCGUAUCUGGCUGUCAGAGAUGCCCAGAGACGCUACUUCUUGAACGGACACUGGACGGUGGACUGGCCAGGUAGACACCCCAUCGCCGGAGCCAUUUUUGAGUACAAGAGACCCUACAACAGACCAGAGAGCCUCACAUCAACUGGUCCCACCAAUGAGACACUGGUCAUAGAAAUAUUGUUGCAGGGCUGGAACCCAGGUGUACGUUGGGAAUACACUCUGAAGAAAGCUGAUGAGAAGAAGAAUCACAUCAAACAUAAUUAUACAUGGGCCAUCAUACGCUCCCAAUGCUCAGCAACUUGUGCUGGAGGCCAGAUGAACACUAAGUCAGCGUGCUACAGAGACUUGAGAGUGCAGGUGAAUACAUCCCACUGCAAUUCCAGAUCAAGACCAGCUACUGGACUGAUGCGCUGCAACACCCAACCUUGUCCUCCCAGUUGGUCUGUAGGAGAGUGGGGGGAGUGCAGCCAGAGCUGUGGAGGAGGCCAGCAGGCGCGGCAGGUCCAGUGUGUCCAAAGAACCAGCCAGGCCAACGUAGACGGCCAGGCCGACUCUCGCUGUGCCCAGCCCACCCCAGCCAGGAGGCAAGUCUGCAACACACACAGCUGUCCACCAGUUUGGAGCACCGGGCCAUGGUCACAGUGUUCUCGGAAGUGUGGCAACGGCUUGAGGAAGAGGACCGUCUUGUGUACGAGCAGCAACCCAGGUGCCCACACACAUACGCUGCCAGACAGUUUGUGUGCAGGCCUGCCAAAACCCGCCAGUCAAGAUUCCUGUUUCAUCAAACGCUGCCAGAAACAACGCAAAGUCCAGUGGUUUGUUUCCACGUGGCAAGAGUGUUCAGUAACAUGUGGUCGUGGCUAUCAGGCACGCUUCAUCAAGUGUGCAGAGAAGGACACUGCAGGUAAAUACAGGGAGCUUGCUGCCAAGAAGUGCCACCAUGUCCCCAAGCCCGCAGUAGAGCUCCAGAGGCCCUGCAUCCUGGCUGAGUGCCCUGUCCGGACUACCCCGCCAGUCCACCGAUGGAGCAGGUAUCAUCGCACCCAUCCACCUCAAACCCUCACUCAACCUCCACCUCGAGCAGAAUGGCACUCAUCUCCUUGGUCCCAGUGCACAGUGACAUGUGGAGGAGGAGUGCAGGCCAGGACGGUUCAGUGUCUGGUCCAAGAGAAGCCCUCUCCUGGCUGUGCCCUGCAUCUUAAACCUUCCAUGUCCCAGGCCUGCAACACCAACUUCUGCCCACAAACUGAGAAGAAAGACCUUGCGUGUAGAGAUUACUUCAACUGGUGUUACCUGGUGCCCCAGCAUGGAGUCUGCAACCACAAGUUCUACGGCAAGCAGUGCUGCCAGUCUUGUUCGAAUUCAAACGUAUAAUCAAACGGGGUGACUCUGUCUGUGACACAGACAGAUAGGUAACCAAUAUACUAUAUUUGAUGUCCAUGCUUGGAAAAAAAACAAUGUUUUUGCUUUAAGCGUGGGGCGAGCACUGAAAAACAAAUGACAUUUCAAUGGAAGUGCAAAGAGAGUUGCAGUGCCCUUUCUUCUCCCUGCGAUGCCGGACAUCUGGAUACAAGAACUUGUGCUGACAGCACAACACAGGAAUGUGAUCGGGACAGUACAAAUAAAGAAGAGAAUUAUGAGGAGGAACUAGCAAAAUUGGAAUCUUGAUUAAAGCAAGUUGGACUGACAUGUCCAAAUGAAACUGAAACCCUGAAAAAAAUACAGCUUUGUUUAUAUACUGUAUGUAAUUGAACAGAUCUGUCCCCAGGAGACCCAACAUCUUCCAGUCAACCAAAGGCUAAUGAUGGCAGACCAACAGAGAAAAAACGGUUGGCGAGGUUUCAGGCACUGCCACGCAACAACAUGUGAUACGAGCAGGUCCGCGCUUCAAUUCUUUAUCAAUUGGAAAUCUGGGGUCUGAUAAUGAAAAGGGAAGAAAACAUAAUUGUACUCUAAGAGCUUGUUAAAAAAAGCUUGAUAAUAAAAAAACAUGCUGGAAAUUAUCAAAGUGGGCUUCCUCAAUAGCUGGGUAAUAGCAGGAAGCUUUGUAAUGUCAUGUAAAAGAAAAAAGGAAAGAAAAGAAAACUAAACGCAUCAUACAAAAGAAAACUAUUCUAAGGUGAUGUGUGAACUGACUUUCAUACUCAGUGGUGCUACAACGUUGUCUUCUGUCACCAAAUCAAUGUGAAAUCCUCAAGUUUCAGGAAAUAGCAAGUGAAUUGUGUGACCCAUGUACAGUAUUGUUUGUUUUAUUUAUUGGCUUUACAAUGCAGCGUUGCUGGAGCAGCAUAAAUGUGUCCUUUUAUUACUCUAUACCCUAAGCCCCAUUACCUUAAUAUUUUGUAUCAUGUUUCAUAGGAUUUCAUGCUGACAAAAUGCACAUUUUUUAAAUCCCAUUUAUUUUUAUUUUUGAAGGAAAAACAAUUGUGAUGUCAAAAGCUCAAUAUAUCAAUGUCAACAAUGAUUUGGUGGCAAAAUAAAUGAUAAAAAGAAAUAAACAGCUGUCGAGUGGAAAUAACAAAAAGGAAUGAGCAUGCUGUGAGCCCCUGCUCCAUCUUUCCAUUACAUUACCCAACAUUAUUACACAAGUCAUGUAUUGCAUGCAUUAAUAUGGCACAAAAGUAAUGCAUUAUAUGUUGGUUAUGGUUUAUGGUAAGCUAUGACAGAUGGUGGUGAAUGCUAUUUCAUGUGAUUUCUACAGUGUAAACGAAAUAAAAAUAAACAAAUGUGUGUCAUGUCAGCA
Molecule: messenger RNA, 5185 nt
Organism: Micropterus dolomieu (smallmouth bass)
Lineage: Eukaryota; Metazoa; Chordata; Actinopteri; Centrarchiformes; Centrarchidae
Product: A disintegrin and metalloproteinase with thrombospondin motifs 16
Exons: 24
Coding region: 1-3816 (1271 amino acids)
Biological process (GO): proteolysis; extracellular matrix organization
Cellular component (GO): extracellular matrix
Molecular function (GO): metalloendopeptidase activity
Source: RefSeq, a predicted model, not a curated record